UCAGUGGUUCUGAAUGAGAUGCCCCAGGUAAAAUCAUUUGUAUUUAAGGAAGCAGGUGUGUUAACAUUAACAUGAACAGAACAAUAGUGGAAUGAGAAGAAUGCAUCAGUUUAAAGGUUCAUUUAAUGGAAAGUAUGACCUUACCUGAACAGGUAUAGGCAGGUGAACAUGUUGAAACUCAUUUUGAAACUGAUCUAUUUUAAGGAUUGCGUGUGCGUAGAGUAUAAAAGGGGCACGUCUAUGGAAAAAAAAACAUUUAUGAAAAAGAAGUGUUUGUGUGUGCGUUUAUAAGUGCACAAGUGAAGACAAACUUCAGCAUUUUAUUCAUGCAUUUGCAUUUUGUGCACAAACUGAAAAACUGAUGUGAAAUUAUUUGACAGCCGGAUGCUGGUUCAUAUCCUUUUUCUUUGUUUUGUCUGAGUUGUGUGUGAAUAUAACGUGUAAAAACUCUAACAGUCUCCUUAAUCUAUGAAGAUUCUGUAAAGUUAUAUUAUGACCAAAUGGGGGAGAGUUUUUGGAGACCAAUGGGUCUUUGUACAGACUGACUCCACCCUCGGCUCCAAAUUCUGGGCACUGCUUUGUAUUUCUUGGAAGUGAAUUCUGCUGGUCUGGUGAUUAUAUGCUUGUUACGUGUGAAUCUUUUUUCUUUCUUUCUUCUUUUAGUUUUAUUUUUAAACACAAGAUCAUUACGCAGAAUAUGAAUAAAACCAGACUUAAGAUACUACAGAUCAUACUGAGAUAAUAAACUACCUAACAUUUACAUUUUUGUUUAAUAAAUGCUCACAGAUUUUAGCUUUAAUAUAAAUUUACAAGAUCAUUUAAAAGGAAAAAUAAUGCUAUAGGCAAAAAAAUAAUGACGAAGAAAGCACGUAUAAAACGUGUGUGUUGGGGUUUUUAAGUAUAUGUUCUGCAGCUAGGAGGCAGUAUUGGAUUAUUUUAACUCUGAUGGAUGGAAAAGUGGGAGAGAUGAAACACGAGCUCAUAAUCCUCAUUAAAUAGUUUAGUCAUUUUGAAAGUGAAAGUACUUUUAGUCUUUAAAUGCUUUCGCGCCCUGCAGAAGAAUCAUUGGGAUCUUAAACCUCCGCAUGGUGAAGACAAACAGAGCUGGAUGAUGGGUGCUGUUAAUGUUGUACUACUGGUCCUGCUGGUUUGGACUUUCACUGCUGUCUGUGAGGCUGAUGAUGAUAUCACAAGUAAAUGUGAAGAUGUGACUGAUCCUGUGGGAAAUGAAAUAAAUCUCAACUGCACAGUCUCUAGUCUAAACCAAAACUGCUACACGACCAUGUACAAGUUUACUGAUACAGCAGCUGGUGAUGUUAUCUGUAAAGAGCAGUUCAGCAAGGAACUCAGUAAACAAGAGAGCAGAGUUUCAUGUCCUUACACUGCAAAAAAACCCAUGACAAAAUUUAAAUUCUAUUUACAAACCACAUGUGGAGCAAAGACAACAGAAUUCAGUGUGAAGAUAACAGAUGUCAUAAUUAACUGUGAAGAUGUGACUGCACGUGUGGGAGAUGAAAUAACUCUCAACUGCACAGUCUCUUAUCUGAACAAAAAAUGCUGCGUGAUGAUGUACAAGUUUAUUAAUACAGCAGCAGGUGAUGACCCAACAAUCUGUAGAGAGGAGUUCAGAAGUGAUUCCUGUAAACAAGAGAGCAGAUUUUCAUGUCCUUAUAAAGCCAUGAGAGCAAAAUUAAAAUUCUUUUUGCAAACCAACUGUGGAUCACACACAACAUUAUUCACUGUAAAUGAAGCAGGUGCUUUUAAAGUUUUCACAGAUAAACCUUCAGAGGAACCUCCUGCGCAAACAACAGAUAAAACAACGAUUGCUGUCAUCAUUUGUCUCUUGAGCUGUUUUGUCAUUGUGAUCGUGGCAUUGUUUCUCUGGAAAAGACGGAAGACGUCUAGAUCUCCACCAGAUUAUAAUAUGGCUGCAAAUAACAUCAAUGAACAUUCAGAUAGAGAAGCAUUGUAACAACAGCAUCACAUCAAGCUAACAUUUAUGUUGCAGGAUUAUGAGUCUUUGAUUGGAUGGUUUAAAAGGACUAAAGCUCCGUUUUCUGUUUUGUAUUUCUAUGAAAUAUGAUUGUUAUUGAUCUGUUUUAUCAGAUUGUAAUGUAUAUACAACUUAAAUGUCAAAUGACUUGUAGUUUUUUUUUUGCAUAUUUAUAUGUUAAAAAAAAUCAUUUUAAAAUCAACACUUGGCCUGUAUAAAUUUAUUAAGAUGCACAGACCAAACUAUGUUUGCUUGUAAUUCAUUCGAUGCUUUAUUCUCUGCAUUUGGCGUUGGUAAUGUUAACGUCUGUUUUUGAAACUUUGUACCGAAAUGUCUCUCAUGAUUAUAUUGCCUAACUGCAGUUUUUUUGUGAUAUAAAGUUUAUUUAUAUACUCUAUAA
This is a messenger RNA of Paramisgurnus dabryanus, 2393 nucleotides long. The record is from RefSeq and is a predicted model, not a curated record. NCBI's taxonomy places the organism in Eukaryota, Metazoa, Chordata, Actinopteri, Cypriniformes, Cobitidae.